AUGGCUGCUUUACCUCAAUUUCUUGCCGAAGAAGAGCUUCGUCGCGCUUCGUCUUCCUCCAUUCGAUCAGCUAACCUCUCUCACGGUCGUGGCGGCGCUGGUAACAUUGGAACUUCUCCCCACGAUUCGGAGCCUCUCACUCUCAACACUCCUACGCUUAAAGGUGAGAUCUAUACAACCGGUCGCGGAGGAAGCGGAAAUAUGACAAAGAACACCGAUCCAGAGCACAAGAUGUCGUUGGGUAGGUCGAAUCAUAAGACUCAAAGUCAACUUGAAAGUCAAGCAAUGCCGAACUCUAAUCCAAAAUCCUCUAGUAACCCAAGGAGAGAAUCUCCAUCAUCAUCAAGCCAUGUCGGACGGGGUGGCGCAGCGAACGUUUUCAACCCAAGCGAGGCCGACAUUGCUGCAGCACGCAAAGAUGGCAAGUGGGAUGAUGCAGUCUCAGAUGAGGAUGAGCCCGAUUACAGUAAGCACGACAGCAGCAAACACGAAACCGAGAAAGGUCUAGCGGACAAGGGCAAGGCAUGGUUAAAGGAAAGGAUGGGCAAGGCUUAA
Molecule: messenger RNA, 555 nt
Organism: Sclerotinia borealis F-4128
Lineage: Eukaryota; Fungi; Ascomycota; Leotiomycetes; Helotiales; Sclerotiniaceae
Source: the annotation of a GenBank genome assembly